AUGGCAUUCGCCUCUCCCAUAUCUCCAUCUUUACACAGUCUUUCUUCUAAUCCAUUUUCAAAGCAUAACAAGAUUUUAACACUCAACAAGAUCCAACCCUUUUCACUCUCUCACAGCCAUCCCCUUUUUAGAAUAGAUUGUGGGUUACUGUGGCAAGGACAGGCUUCAUUAAACUAUAGCCUAUAUUCUUCCAGUACAAGUGCAGAUUAUUUGUUGGAUGAAGCUCUAGAAAAAAUACAACUUCCAAAGGGUGACACCUGGUCUAUUCAUAAAUUCGGGGGUACCUGUGUGGGAACUUCUGAAAGAAUACGAAAUGUUACAGACAUUAUUGUCAAGGAUGAGUCAGAGAGAAAGUUAGUUGUUGUGUCUGCCAUGUCGAAGGUGACAGACAUGAUGUAUGAUCUCAUAGAGAGGGCACAGUCACGAGACAACUCUUAUGUAACUGCACUGGAUGCUGUUCUGGAAAAGCACAAGUUGACAGCACUUGAUUUACUUGAGGGGGAUGAUCUUGCUAAUUUCUUAUCUCUGUUGCAUCAGGACAUUAGCAACCUUAAAGCAAUGCUUAGUGCAAUCUAUAUCGCUGGUCAUGCUACAGAAUCGUUUUCAGAUUUUGUUGUGGGACAUGGCGAGUUAUGGUCUGCUCAACUGUUGUCUGCUGUUGUCAGAAAGAAUGGAUUGGACUGCACUUGUAUGGACACCAGAGAGGUCCUUGUUGUAAAUCCGACAAGCUCUAAUCAAGUGGAUCCAGAUUAUUUGGAGUCUGGCAGAAGGCUUGAGAAAUGGUAUUCUCACAAUCCAUCUAACACUAUCGUUGCGACUGGGUUUAUUGCCAGCACUCUUCAGAAUAUACCUACAACCUUAAAGAGAGAUGGUAGUGACUUCUCAGCUGCAAUUAUGGGUGCUUUAUUCAGAGCACGUCAAGUCACUAUUUGGACUGAUGUCGAUGGUAUAUAUAGUGCUGACCCUAGAAAAGUUAGUGAAGCUGUGAUACUGAAGAAAUUGUCUUAUCAAGAGGCAUGGGAAAUGUCAUACUUCGGGGCAAAUGUUUUGCAUCCUCGAACUAUAAUUCCCGUUAUGGUAUAUGAUAUACCAAUUGUCAUAAGAAAUAUUUUCAACCUCUCAGCAUGUGGAACAAUGAUCUGCGGUCGUGCUGGCUGUGAAAAUGAAAAUGGUCAAAGAAUGGAAUCUCCAGUUAAAGGAUUUGCAACAAUUGACAAUUUGGCCCUUGUAAAUGUUGAAGGAACUGGAAUGGCAGGGGUUCCUGGAACUGCCAGUGACAUUUUUGGUGCUGUGAGAGAUGCUGGAGCUAAUGUAAUCAUGAUAUCCCAGGCUAGUAGUGAGCAUUCUGUGUGUUUUGCUGUGCCUGAAAAGGAAGUAAAUGCCGUUGCUGCGGCAUUAGAGUCUAGAUUUCGUCAAGCCUUGGAUGCUGGACGUCUUUCCCAGAUUGCAGUAAUUCCAAACUGUAGUAUUUUGGCAGCAGUUGGCCAGAAAAUGGCAAGUACACCUGGAGUCAGUGCUACACUUUUUAAUGCACUUGCUAAGGCUAAUAUCAAUGUACGGGCUAUAGCUCAAGGCUGCUCUGAGUAUAAUAUUACUGUAGUUAUCAAGCGAGAAGAUUGUAUAAGGGCUUUGCAGGCUGUCCACUCAAGAUUUUAUCUAUCUAGAACGACAAUUGCAAUGGGUGUUAUUGGACCUGGGUUGAUUGGUGGCACAUUGCUCGAUCAGCUUAGAGACCAGGCAGCAGUCCUCAAGGAAAAUUUUAACAUUGAUAUGCGUGUGAUGGGUAUAACUGGAUCAAGGACAAUGCUCUUGAGUGAUGCGGGUAUUGAUUUAUCAAUAUGGAGAGAUCUUCUGAGGGAAAAAGGAGAAAAAGCUGACAUGCAUAAAUUUGUUAAAUGUGUGCAUGGGAAUCAUUCCAUCCCAAAUACUGUCUUGGUAGAUUGUACAGCAGACUCGUAUGUUGCCAGCUAUUACCAUGAUUGGUUGCGUCGAGGCUUACACAUAAUCACCCCAAAUAAGAAAGCCAAUUCAGGACCACUUGAGCAGUAUUUGAAGUUGAGGGCUCUUCAACGACAAUCCUAUACACAUUACUUCUAUGAAGCAACAGUUGGAGCCGGUUUACCAAUCAUUAGCACUUUGCAAGGUCUGCUCGAAACUGGGGACAAAAUAUUGCGAGUUGAGGGCAUUUUCAGUGGAACCCUAAGUUAUAUAUUUAAUAACUUCGUGGGCACUCGGACAUUUAGUGAGGCAGUGAAGGAAGCUAAAGAAGCAGGUUACUCUGAACCAGAUCCUAGAGAUGAUUUAUCUGGAACGGAUGUCGCAAGAAAGGUCAUAAUUCUUGCUAGAGAAUCUGGAUUAAAGCUAGAACUAUCAGAUAUUCCUGUCCAGAGCCUUGUGCCAGAACCAUUAAAGGCUAGUUGUUCAGCUGAGGAGUUUAUGCUGCAGCUGCCUCGAUACGAUCAAAACAUGGAAGGGAGAAGGCAGGAAGCUGAAGCUGCUGGGGAAGUGUUGAGAUACGUUGGCGUAGUGGAUGUUGUCAAUCAAAAAGGAACUGUAGAACUGCGAAGAUACAAAAAGGAGCACCCAUUUGCACAACUUUCUGGAUCAGAUAAUAUAAUUGCAUUCACAACACAAAGGUAUGAAAGGCAACCUCUUAUUGUGCGAGGUCCUGGUGCUGGGGCUGAAGUUACUGCUGGUGGAGUAUUCAGUGACAUAUUGCGUCUUGCAUCUUAUCUUGGUGCACCGUCUUAA
Messenger RNA from Fraxinus pennsylvanica, 2751 nucleotides. The record is from the annotation of a GenBank genome assembly. NCBI's taxonomy places the organism in Eukaryota, Viridiplantae, Streptophyta, Magnoliopsida, Lamiales, Oleaceae.